UGCUGCUCCUCCGCUGCUUCCAUGCUUCCUCCUCCUGCUGCCUGCUGUCAUGCCUGUCGGUAGUGUGGAGUUUGUCUGACGGUUUGAAACACAGGGAAUUUCGCAGGAAAGCUGUGAGAGAUGAACAGUGAGAACUUCAGCCUGAGUGAGAAGAUAGUGUCGCCCUCAUACAUUCGCCAGGGGAGCCAGGCGCGUCGUAGCCAUGAGCAGCUCAUCAGACACUUACUGGAGCAGGGUAAGUGUCCAGAGGAGGGAUGGAGUGAGAGCACCGUCGAGCUCUUCCUGAAUGAGCUGGCUGUGAUGGACAGCAAUAACUUCCUCGGCAACUGUGGAGUCGGAGAGCGGGAAGGCCGGGUGGCGUCCAGCCUUGUGGCAAGACGACAUUACAGGCUGAUCCAUGGUAUUGGUCGGUCAGGUGACAUUGCUGCGAUUCAGCCCAAAGCUGCAGGAUCCAGUCUUCUUAACAAGCUGACCAAUUCAGUUGUGUUGGACAUCUUAAAGCUCUCAGGUGUCCGGAGUGUGGCGAGCUGCUUUGUAGUUCCCAUGGCAACAGGGAUGAGCUUGACUCUGUGCUUCCUGACCCUACGUCAUCGGAGACCCGAGGCUCGCUACAUCAUUUGGCCUCGCAUCGACCAGAAGUCCUGUUUCAAAUCCAUGAUCACAGCAGGCUUUGAGCCGGUGGUGGUGGAGAAUGUUCUUGAGGGCGAUGAGUUGCGGACAGACUUGGAAGCAGUUGAAGGCAAGAUCCAGGAGCUUGGAGCUGAGAACAUCCUGUGUGUUCAUUCAACAACGUCCUGCUUUGCCCCGCGGGUCCCUGACAGGCUUGAGGAGCUGGCUGCCAUGUGUGCCAAAUACAACAUUCCCCACAUAGUUAACAAUGCAUAUGGAGUACAGUCGUCCAAAUGCAUGCACCUCAUACAGCAGGGGGCUCGUGUUGGACGAAUUGAUGCCUUUGUGCAAAGCCUGGACAAGAAUUUCAUGGUUCCAGUAGGUGGCGCCAUCAUCGCAGGUUUUGAUGAGUCCUUCAUACAGGAGAUAAGCAAGAUGUACCCAGGUCGGGCAUCGGCCUCACCUUCCCUUGACGUCCUCAUUACCCUUCUGACUCUGGGAGCCAGCGGCUACAAGAAACUCCUGUCAGAAAGAAAGGAGAUUUAUUCGUUCCUGGCGCAGGAGCUGAAGAGUUUGGCCUCUGCACACGGGGAGAGAUUGCUCCACACCCCACAUAACCCCAUUUCACUUGCCAUGUCUCUGGAUGGUCUCCAAGCCGAGAGCGACAAGGCAGUGACUCACCUGGGCUCCAUGUUGUUCACCCGGCAAGUGUCAGGAGCCAGGGUCAUACCGCUGGGCAAGGAGCAGACCGUAAGCGGACACACGUUCCGUGGCUUUAUGUCGCACUCGGACAAAUACCCCUGUCCGUACCUCAAUGCUGCCUCCGCUGUGGGUAUCACUCGCGAAGAUGUGACACUGUGCAUCAAAAGGCUUGACAAGUGCCUGAAGACCCUGAAGAAAGAGGGAAAUGUGGCAAAAAGUAGUUCCCCUGUACCUCCAUCGUGCCAGGAAGACACAGCUGGAGAAUGACUGAGCAUAAAUAAGAACAUUUUAACAGGCAAAGUAGACAAAGUGAUUUCAGAUUAGUUUGAGCCCUCCUCUGCCUGCACUUACUUCUUAACUGACUUGAACUGUGUGUGUGUUUGAGUGGCACUUGCUGAUGGAUUAUCAAUCCAGACAUCGGCUUGAACUCUGCAGCAGCAGCUAAUGAUGAACCUGUGAGUUCUUUACAAACAAAAAUGAUCUGAGCUGAUGUCACAGACGAAUUCCCUCCCCUGUGAGGGUGCUAAUUGGUCGAUACUGUAAGGACACGAACUGCAUGCACCUGCUUCUCUGGAGCGUAAUUGCUCACCACUGACUGAACUUAAGGCAAAGCGUCUGCAAAGACGAUUGCAAUGUUUUCUGUAUAUAUUGAAACUGCUUUAUUAUGGAUUGUGACUCAAAAUAGAUUAUGGAUCUACCAUUUACAAUGACCUCUACUUGCUGUGUGUCAUGUUUUUCUUAACUUAAGUCAUCUAAAGCCCCCACGUUGACAUUAUUGGCUGAAA
Chelmon rostratus (copperband butterflyfish) is the source of this 2096-nucleotide messenger RNA. RefSeq names its product Sep (O-phosphoserine) tRNA:Sec (selenocysteine) tRNA synthase (gene sepsecs). The coding region runs from base 121 to 1578 and encodes 485 amino acids. Gene Ontology annotation, biological process: selenocysteine incorporation; conversion of seryl-tRNAsec to selenocys-tRNAsec. The transcript is spliced from 12 exons. Gene Ontology annotation, molecular function: O-phosphoseryl-tRNA(Sec) selenium transferase activity; tRNA binding. Lineage: Eukaryota; Metazoa; Chordata; Actinopteri; Chaetodontiformes; Chaetodontidae. The record is from RefSeq and is a predicted model, not a curated record.